Aspergillus mulundensis is the source of this 1083-nucleotide messenger RNA. Its product is annotated as bZIP transcription factor. Lineage: Eukaryota; Fungi; Ascomycota; Eurotiomycetes; Eurotiales; Aspergillaceae. The transcript is spliced from 2 exons. The coding region runs from base 1 to 1083 and encodes 360 amino acids. The record is from RefSeq and is a predicted model, not a curated record.
AUGGAGAUCGAGCAUUCCACCCCUCCAACGCCCUCCGACGGCGCCCACAAGAAGCGUCGACGCACCGAAGCCCAGCUGGCGCGCAAGCGACAGGCCGACCGCAUCAAUCACAAGGCAAAACGCGAGCAGCAGAAGCGCCAGAUGGAGAGCCUGGAGACCCAGGUCACAAAUCUGCAGCAAGCCGUCCAGUCGCUGACCGACCAGGUUCGCGUUCUCAACGAGAGACUGCGAGACCAGUCGCGCUAUUUCGCUUGUUUUGAUCUGGCGGAAACACCGAGUCCCGUCCCUGCCGCGGGCACCUCGACGGCCUCGAUCGCUCCGCCGCGCCCGCUCCCCAACGCACACGACAUGCUCCUUCUCCCCGCCGAUAAACUCCCGAUGCUCGUACACGCGCCGGCACUGGGCGAGCCCGAUAACAGUGUCCCUGUCGACUGCCGAUGCGGAGUCGACCACCGCUCCUACUACGAAUGCCUCGAGUACUCGACCUUCUCGAUUCUGCUGCGCGCCCACCAGGGUCUCAACAAGAGCAUCUCCAACAGCACGCGGCUCCCUCGCACCCCGUCGCUCGUCCAUGUCUUCCGACCAACAUCGACCGAUAACCCCGUCAUCCAGAUCCUGGGCUUGGUAUUCAGCCAAGUCCGGCCGGCGAACGUGCGCACACUUUUCGCUUGCUAUGUUGUGAUGUAUCGUUUCUUACGAUGGCGCCUCUGCCCCGACGAAGAAACCCAGCGCGACGUCCCGACCUGGCUAUACCCGACCGACAUCCAAAAGACCGUCCCGCACCCCGUCUGCAUCGACUUCCUUCCUUGGCCUGGCCUCCGCGAUCGCCUAAUCCACAAGGCGCAGCAAAUACAAGACCCGCGGCACUCGGUGAUUAUGUACAUGCGCUCCAUACACUUCCAGUGGCCGGGGGAUCAGGAGUUCAUCUACACCAAUGACAACGGGGAGCUGAUGCCGACCCAAGCUUUUGAGAAGGGCUUGUACGACUACGAGAACUGGCAGGUGUCGCGGGAGUGGGCGGCUAUGUUCCCCAAGUUGAAGAAAUAUGUCAAUAUUGGCGACGAUGAAAAUAUCCUGGCUUGA